AUGGGUUAUUUUUCGGGUGAUCAUGGCGAUGGAUUUCCAUUCGAUGGACGUGGUGGAGUUUUUGCACAUGCUUUCGGGCCGGGGGAUGGGCGAAUACAUUUCGAUGCGGAUGAGGAUUGGACAGAUGGUGCUAGGCCGAAUAUGAUCGAUAUGGUUAGUGUUGCAGUGCAUGAAAUUGGGCAUGUUCUUGGACUUGCGCAUAAAAGUGUUGAGGAUGCAAUUAUGUUCCCUUAUAUGGCGUAUAAUACGGUCAAAACAACUUUGCGUCAAGAUGAUCUUGAUGGAAUUAAAGCCUUGUAUGGAUCUUGA
This is a messenger RNA of Fraxinus pennsylvanica, 309 nucleotides long. The record is from the annotation of a GenBank genome assembly. Lineage: Eukaryota; Viridiplantae; Streptophyta; Magnoliopsida; Lamiales; Oleaceae.